UACACCAGCCGGUGGCUCUAGAUUGGAACUUCCUAGGUGAUGUGAUUGUAAGUGUAGGACAUUUCGUUGUGGAUGUUACUUCGUGAACGGACUGAUGGAUUAGUGAAACGUCUUUACAGGUGGGAAGUGCAGGGAGAAGGAUAUAUACACCUGAACAGGUGAGGUAUGGCCAACUACCGGCCAAAUGUCCCUCCGUCUCCCAAUCCGUCCAUCCAGAGUGACCGCCGCAGGCCCCGACCGGACAGCGUGCGAGCAUCCCGGAACAGCCUGGCCCGACAGAGCACAGGAAGCAGUAUAUAUGGGUACCUGGUGGGAGGAAGAGAAAUUGAAGCUACAAAAAUCCUAGAUGUGCUACAGAAGGGUAUUGUCAUAUUGUCAGGAGGUCGCGACCCUCAAGGAGGACCACUCAUAACAUUCCCAGCCAAUGGGAAGCGAGGGGACUUUUCCCCUACAGACAUCGCCACAUGUCUCAAGUACCUAGCUCAGAUACCCAGUGAGGAGUACAAGAGGCGUGGCUUCAGUAUAGUAAUUGACAGUCGUGAUGGGUCCUGGUCUAAUCUAGUCACUGUUCUAGGAUGUCUCAAGCAAUCCUUGGGGGAGUACCUGAAGCAGGUGUUUGUCAUCCAGGCAGAGUAUGACCGGCGGAACAGCCUGAGGAGAGAGAGGCCCUCUGUCAACAUUGAGCCCUUGUUUGUUUCGGUGCCCAAACUACAUGAGUACAUAGACAGAGCCCAGUUGACAACUGACAUUGGAGGCUUUCUACCAUACAACCAGAAAACAUGGCUGCAGAACAGACUGGACUUGGAGCGGUUCCUACAGGAAUGUCAGGACGUGGUGCAGCAUCUGGACCAGGAGGAGGUGCGCAUCCAGCAGACUUACUCCCACCAGGACCCCCAGAUGAGCCCCAUCGAGGCCCUCCGCCAGCACCGCUACUUCCAGGAGUCUAUCAUGGUCUCUCCACAACAAGUCAUCAGCUCGGGUAAAGACCUACUGAAUCGGCUGCAGUACGACAGCAGUCAGAGUGGCUUCCGGUCGGAGGAUGAGGUGAUCCCAACCCUGGACAACCUGGAGGCACAGAAGCAGACAAAGCGGGUGAUCCAGUAUCUGGAGAACCGGGUGGAGAAGCUGCAGGACUUCCUGGAUGACCGGGACAAGUAUCUCAACCUCAGCAUGAAGUACAGCGAGUGGAAGAGGAAAGUCAAGUCUGUGGUGGACUGGGUCCUGGGGCCCCCGGAGAGAAGCUCCUUGCAACACAGACAGAUAUCGGAGACUCGUAUGAGACUGCAGAAGAUCUCAGGAAACGUCAUGAAGAGCUGCAGAUCAAAUGCACAGACACAUAUGGACAGUAUGCUGAGCUUCGUUAUGAGGCAGAGGAGAUGAUGCAGGAUGGAGGCUCCCUGAUGGCAGACAUCCGAGCACAGCGGGACUACAUGGACACUGUGUGUCGGAGUCUGGCCAGUCGGCUGGAGCGUGAGACGGGUCCUCCUCAUCACCUCCGUCAGGUUCCACCGACUUGCAGAGGAGUUUUCACGACGGUUGGACAACCUGUUGGAGCUGCUGUGUACUGAUGUAGUAGCUGAAGAUGUGGAGAGCGCAGAGGAGGCCCUCAAGAACCUCCAUGAACAG
Messenger RNA from Haliotis rubra (blacklip abalone), 1626 nucleotides. RefSeq names its product SEC14 domain and spectrin repeat-containing protein 1-like. The record is from RefSeq and is a predicted model, not a curated record. NCBI's taxonomy places the organism in Eukaryota, Metazoa, Mollusca, Gastropoda, Lepetellida, Haliotidae. Bases 166 to 1380 code for a protein of 404 amino acids. The transcript is spliced from 12 exons.